Molecule: messenger RNA, 4038 nt
Organism: Lethenteron reissneri (Far Eastern brook lamprey)
Lineage: Eukaryota; Metazoa; Chordata; Hyperoartia; Petromyzontiformes; Petromyzontidae
Product: adiponectin receptor protein 1-like
Biological process (GO): adiponectin-activated signaling pathway
Cellular component (GO): plasma membrane
Molecular function (GO): signaling receptor activity
Source: RefSeq, a predicted model, not a curated record
AUAAGAAGCGAACGCGUUGGGAAUUGCACAUUCGUACGGCGAGCACGAAUUAGUGAUAUACUUGUAAAUUAGUACCUGCUUUAUCGACCAUGGGGUGAUUAAGGGCCGAGUGGAUGUCACGCCCGGAUUUGAACUUGAAUCCCUGGGAGCAGAGGACUUGAGGCCCCAGUGCCAAAUGGAUGCCGCGCAAGUGAACGGAGUGCGGAGGAGAUUGCCGCCAUCGGCUGGGACCGAUGGCCUGCAGGGAGACGCGUCGACCCAGGUGUCGGAGAGGAGGAGGUUGGAACAUGACUUGCCAACUUCAUCGUCCGCAGCCUCUCCAGACCCUGCCGCCACCAUCUCCUCGAAAGAGAGCGAGGAGGAGGAAGAGGUGGUGGAGGAGGUGGAGGACAAACGAGACAACAUCCUUCGUCUGAUCCACAUCCCUCAGCAGGCGCACCAGGCGAUGGAGAGGGUGGAGGAGUUUGUGUGCAAGGUGUGGGAGGGGAGGUGGCCCGUCCUUUCGCACGACCUUCUCCCCGAUUGGCUCAAGGACAACGACUACUUGCUGCACGGCCACCGCCCGCCGAUGCCGUCGUUCCGCGCGUGCUUCAGGAGCAUCUUCCGCAUCCACACGGAGACCGGCAACAUCUGGACGCACCUCAUCGGCUUCCUGCUGUUCCUCAUCCUGGGCACCAUCUACCUGCUGAGGCCCAACAUCGCGUUCAUCGCACCGCUCCAGGAGAAGGUGGUCUUUGGCACGUUCUUCCUGGGCGCCAUCCUGUGCCUCUGCUUCUCCUGGCUCUUCCACACGGUCUACUGCCACUCGGAAAGCGUCUCCAAGAUCUUCUCCAAGCUCGACUACUCGGGCAUCGCGCUGCUCAUCAUGGGCAGCUUCGUGCCGUGGCUCUACUACUCGUUCUACUGCUCGCCCCAGCCGCGCAUCAUCUACAUGGUGACGACGAGCGUGCUGGGUGUCGCGGCCAUCGUCGUGUCGCAGUGGGAUCGCUUCGCCACGCCCGAGUACCGGGCCGUGCGUGCCGGUGUGUUCCUGGGCCUCGGCUUGAGCGGCAUCGUGCCGACGAUACACUUUAUGAUCGCCGAGGGCUUCAUCAAGGCGGCCACGGUGGGCCAGAUCGGCUGGCUCUUCCUCAUGGCGGUGCUGUACAUCACGGGCGCGGCACUCUACGCCGCGCGCAUACCCGAGCGGUUCUUCCCGGGAAAGUGUGACAUAUGGCUCUCGCUGAACAGCGUGGCGAAGUAUGGUGAACUAAGCCCCAAGAUUGACACGGUGGUGGGGAGGCAGUGUUCCAGUAGCGGAUUGACAAAGGGCUUUUCACUCGCACCAAAUAUUCCACGUCCUGGUGGUGGCGGCGGCCUUCGUGCACUUCCACGGCGUGUCCAACCUGCAGGAGUUCCGCUACACACUGGGCGGGGGCUGUUCUGAUGACUCGCUGCUGUAACGCCGUGGGGACACCCCGCGGAGAAACCCCCCGCGGAAAAAUCCCGUGGAGAAACUCCACAGAGAAUCCCGGCGGAGAAAUUCUGGCGGAGAAACUUCCGCGGAGAAACUUCCGCGGAGAAACUUCCGCGGAGAAACUUCCGCGGAGAAACUUCCGCGGAGAAUCCCCUCGCGGAGAGACCCCUGCAGACGCGAUCGCUGCUUGGACGAGCGUGGAGAACAACGCUCUCUAAUUAAUUUUUGUUGACGAACUGUGUAGGCGUCGUAGAAUCACAUUGGGCACCGCUGGUGUAAAAUUAAUGCUGCUCUGUGUGCGUGUGUGUGUGAGUGCUUGUGAGCGUGUGUGCGUGUGUGUGCGCGAGUGUGUGUGCGCGUGUACCCUUGCAUUUACAAUCGGAGGAAGCACUUUUUGUUUUUGGAGGUAAUUCACGUUGCUUGACGAGGAUGAGAAUUGUAGGCGCCGGUCUGGCCCCGUGUGCUGGGGUUCUGUCUGCUGGAGAAACCUUUGAAAAUGAGCGGCGCGCAUUGGAAUAUUUCGCCCAAAGUGAACGUAGGUUUAACACUCUUUAGCUGCGCGUGGGUUCGGCAUUCUUAAGGCCGUUGUUUAAGAAGAAGAAAUAAGAGAAUAUAUUUGUAUCUAUGGCUGUCGAUCGACGUCUUUUUUUAAACGAUAGAAAUUCUAUUUUUUUGUUUAACCGGAGACGUUACUGAAGUUUGGACUUGAAAUGGGGGCAGCGGGUAGGGGCGGGCCUGGGUGGUGGUGGAGGGGGGGGGGUGUUUUUGGAUAUCUGCUCAAGGUGCAUUUACAGCUGCCGCAGGGCUCCGUCACCAGCCACCGAAGGUGUUCUGGAGGCAUUUUUAGCUCUUUUGUUUUUGUCUUGAAGCCGCGGCACACUUGGCCAGUAAUUUAACAAAUAUAAAUGUUUGGCGUAAAUUUUUAGAUGCUUUUAAGGGAUUGGUGUUUUUCUUUUUUUAUUCUCGUCACAGCCAUGAGCCACAGUUUGACGACCUACCUAAAAAAAAGCCACCAGUCGUUUCUACAAACAGCGUAAUUUGUGAACGUCUUACAAUUUAUACUCUCAUAUCUUUGAAUGACUACAUUAAAGAGCUUUUCUGUAUUAUACCUACAAUUAAAUAGUAAUUAUACUAAUAAAACAAAUAUAUACACGCGCCAACAAAAUGAACUCGGCGGAAGUCUGACCGUUGCCGUUGACUGAAACCGUGUUUGUGAGACCAUUGUUCACCCCCCCCCCCUCCUGUUGUACUGUGAGCGCGUCACCAUUCUGACUCCAGAGCAGCCGCGUUGACUGUCCAUACCGGUUCACGCCCGCCGCGGCAAAUUUUCCUCGCCGUCAAGUCAUGCCGAGGACAACGGCCAGUUUUAUCACGGCAGAGAAAACCCGCGUCAUCCCACUCUCAAUUUUCCGCCGCCCCGUGGCGGGUGCGAAGACGAUGUCGCUUCGUCGAGCAAUUUUUCACAACUGACUCUUUUUUUUUUUAUUGCCUUUUUACGUUCAUAAUAAUUGCGGUUUGCCUUUUUGUGGCACCGCGUGGUCGGUCAUCUCGGGGCGCCGGUGCAAUCGGGUGAUGUGAUUUGUUGGCUGUUGGUGUGCCGUCUGUUAGGUACACGGGGUGAAAGCUCAAUAAAGCUCAACUACUACAAUGUUUUAACAGCCUGGCAUGCGCGAGCCACGGCUCUCAAAAUGGCACGUGUUUAUCUUUGAACGUUGUCUGCCCAAUUCCUUUGUUUUUUGGACCAUUAACUAUCAUGAAAAGUACCUACUUGCAGACCCAAUGUGUCUCUACCAAUGCAGGCAUCAGUACCCCUACCUUACCUGCUGUAGUGGCGGUGCAAGGCUCCAGUUUAUAAAGGUCCUUGGUUUUUUCAAAUAUACAAGACGUACAAAUAUGGUGCUCGGUUUCAGGCAUAUCGUUUGCCUUUUUUCUUCACUUUACACUUUGGCCUUUGGGUGCUGUGUCUGUCGUCGGCGUGCAUGUCAUCACAUCCACUGCGAGAUUCGAGCCGUUGGUGACGUAGCCUUAUCGUAAAAGAGUAGCGUAAGAUUAAAGUACUUUUGAAACAAACACUUCUUAUGCAUUGGCUAACAGAUUAUUAUAUACCAAUAUGGGAGAAAUACCGGAGAGGUUUUUAAUGUUUCGAUACAUCUGCAAUUGACGGGACUGCUGCAAAUUUUUCUCCCAAUUAGCACGGUUGGCUAUGUACGGUGUGAAAGAAGUUCAACGUGCAUACAUGUUGCAGCGAAACGUCUGUGAUAUUGCUGUGUUUACCAGUCGAAUUUUAACACGGCUGUUGCCAAGAGGGGUGGGGGAGUAAGAGCCACACUCUUCACCCGAGUCAGGGUGUUGCUAUUCCCAGAUGCCCCUCGCCCCUUAAAAGGGACAGCAAAAGAGUCUGUGACGAUGUCACUCACAAGAGCAAACCGUUGUGCCAUUUUUUUUUCACGGUCCAAAAUUAAUGUUAUACAAUAUGCCCGCGGUACCUAUGGAUACUGAGGUUUUCCUUGCAAAAAGUGACGGUGAAUCUUCUCGAAAUAAAGACUUUUUAAGUUGGAAAAAAAACUCAGCUCUGGCUGUGA